AAAUAUCUGAGUUAUAAAUUUUUAUCUGUCAGUGCAAGCAAAAAUAAAAAGAAUAUACGAAAAACGUGAAAAUGACUACAGACAGGGACGAUGAAUAUAGCAAAUUUGUGCCGAUUAAACAACAAUUUGAGAUUGUGCCGUAUAAAGAUAAGGAGCACUAUCAGUGUAGUUCACUAUCAGUGGCAUCGGACAAUAGUUGUGAACGAGCGUCACGGCGUGGAACAUUUCAUCAGAUAAUUGCAACGUGUGCCGUACUGUUACUCGCAGCUGCUUGUGGAAUGCCCAUUGGUUACUCGUCGGUGCUGCUGCCUCAGUUAAGUGUUACUAACAAUACCAACGAACACUCUGAGAUUCCUAUUAAUAUUGCAAUGGGCUCAUGGAUUGCAAGCAUACACAGUUUAGCCACACCCAUGGGUUCAAUAAUAUCGGGACCGUUAGCUGACAGUAUUGGACGUCGAACUACCUUGUUGAUUUCGAUAGUACCAAUGUGUAUUGGCUGGUGUACAAUCGCUAAUUCACAAACUUUUUUUAUGAUUAUCGUAGGACGAUUCCUCUGCGGUUUUGCUGUUGGUAUUUUGGGAGGACCCGGACAGGUUUAUAUUGCUGAGACAACUGAACCGAAUCUACGCGGGUUACUAAUAGGUGCACCAUUUGUAGCCUAUUCGCUUGGCAUAUGUGUUGUCUAUACUUUGGGUUCAUCUUUUAAUUGGCGUACAGUGGCUUGGUGCGGAAACAUCUUACCUAUUCUAGCAUCGUUAGCCAUUUUUUGUAUACCGGAAACUCCAAAUUGGCUUUUGCGUCACAAAAAAGUGGAGAGUGCACUUAGAUCACUAUCAUUCCUGAGGGGAAAUGAGAUUGUAGCUCAAAAAGAGCUCAAUGAUAUGGUGAAACGUCUGGACCAGGAACUUGCCACAACAAAAACUAAUGAGAAUAUCUUUGAGCUGUGCUGUCAACGCGUAGCAAUCAAGCCUCUAAUAAUUGUCAUUACAUUAUCUCUCUUACAAAUGUUUUCCGGUACUUUUAUUGUUGUUUUCUAUGCAAUUGACAUCAUAUCGGAGUUUGGUGGUAAUUUCGAUACAAAAUUUGCAGCGAUAUGGACGGGUAUAGUACGUAUGGUCUGCACUAUUAUAUUCUGCGUAAUUUUAUUGUUUGUGCGCCGACGUCGUAUACUUGUGCUAGCAGGUAUUGGCUCGGGUCUGAGUUGCAUUGUGCUUAGCAUUUAUUUGUAUACACGUAAUUUUUCCAGUGAACCGAAGAGUCAUGCUGAUGUUAUGAUGGCCGCAAUAUGCCUUCUUUUAUAUAUAGCAUUUAAUACGCCAAUUAUGGUUAUGCCCGGCAUUAUGGUUGGAGAGCUGUUUCCUGCAAGAAUACGUGGGCGAACUGCUGGCACAGUUUUUGCUGCUAUGAAUGUAGCAUUAUUCGGUUUUACUAAAGCUUUUCCAUAUAUACAAAUUGCAAUUAAAAUGCGUGGUGUAUUUAUGAUAUUCGCCAUUUCCAGUUUUUUAGUGUCCAUAGUUAUGUUCAUGUUCCAGCCAGAAACAAAGGGACGAACAUUAGAACAAGUUGAAGACUACUUCAGGGAAGACAAUUGGUUGUGGCAUAAACGUGAUAAGAGCUAUAAACAAGUUCCGAAUAGUAAGACCUCAACUGAAGCCUGAAGUGGUGAAUCAAAGACAUAUAGUAAUGUUCCAUACAAAUAAUGUGGAAAUUUGUUUCUGCACGAGUAAUGACUUACACAGAAUCCGAUGUCCUAAUGGAAUGAAAUUUAUAUAAAAAAUAACACAGUUUUGAUUGUUUUUAAUGUAUUAUUUUAAAAAGCAACUAGUGAUCCAGAGAGCAACAGAUUUAAAGUAACACAUUGAAUUGAUCUUCAAGAUUGUAGUAAACUUUGAUUCAGCGAGAGUGGAAAGAGUACUCGUUUAACGAGUACUAGAAAAGCAGUUUGAAGUCCACACAUAUAAAUAACCACCAAUUUAUAUAUAAAAGCCUUAUUGUUGGUUUUUUAAUCAAUAUUGAAAUCUAUAUCAACUCUUACUUAUUUUCAUUCUUUCAACUUAAGGAUUAUACUUUUGUUAAUCAAAUCUUAAUAAUGUGAUUUUUUUUAAAUAUUAUCUAUUUUAAGUAUAUAAUAGUGUAAAUAAAUUUCAUAUAUAUGUAACUUAGUUUUUCAUAUUUUUAAGUUCUUGUAUCUAAGAAUAAAGAACAUCCACAGUGAUCCCCUUAAAAUGUAAGGGAAUAAGAAAACGAAAGCUAAAGCAAGAUUCACAUUAUCAAAACUUGUCUUGCUAGAUUGACAAAGUUUUUACUUCAUAUAUUCGUUUUAUAUUUUUAAGUUUGUAGUUUAUUUAAUA
Teleopsis dalmanni is the source of this 2351-nucleotide messenger RNA. It is a transcript of the gene pippin, whose product is annotated as facilitated trehalose transporter Tret1-2 homolog. The coding region runs from base 72 to 1658 and encodes 528 amino acids. Gene Ontology annotation, molecular function: sugar transmembrane transporter activity. The transcript has 5 exons. The record is from RefSeq and is a predicted model, not a curated record. Gene Ontology annotation, biological process: carbohydrate transport; transmembrane transport. Lineage: Eukaryota; Metazoa; Arthropoda; Insecta; Diptera; Diopsidae. Gene Ontology annotation, cellular component: membrane.